Molecule: messenger RNA, 4596 nt
Organism: Chelonia mydas (Green sea turtle)
Lineage: Eukaryota; Metazoa; Chordata; Testudines; Cheloniidae
Gene: PRRX2
Product: paired related homeobox 2
Exons: 4
Coding region: 16-759 (247 amino acids)
Biological process (GO): regulation of DNA-templated transcription
Molecular function (GO): DNA-binding transcription factor activity, RNA polymerase II-specific; DNA binding
Source: RefSeq, a predicted model, not a curated record
GCGCCGGAGCGAGCCAUGGACAGCGCGGCAGCCUUCGGCAUGGACAAGCAGUUCGGCCCCAGCCCCGGCCGGAUCCUGGAGCCGCCUGACAACCCGCAGGGCAGGAAAAACUUCAGUGUCAGCCACCUCCUGGACCUGGAGGAAGUGGCGGCCGGCAUGAACGGGGGCAAGGAGCCCGGCCCGGAGGCGAGGGACGGCGCCAAGGGGCUGCAGGAGCCGUCCGGCGGCAGCAGCGGGAGCGAGGCGGCCCCCCAGGACAGUGAGAGUCUGAGUCCGAGCCGGGGGGCUGCCAAGCGGAAGAAGAAGCAGAGGAGGAACCGCACCACAUUCAACAGCAGCCAGCUCCAGGCUCUGGAGAGAGUCUUCGAGAGGACGCAUUACCCCGAUGCUUUUGUGCGAGAGGAGCUAGCGCGGAGGGUGAACCUCAGUGAGGCCAGAGUCCAGGUGUGGUUCCAGAACCGAAGGGCCAAGUUCCGCCGCAACGAGCGGGCGAUGCUAGCCAACAGGUCCGCAUCGCUCCUCAAAUCCUAUAGCCAAGAUGCCGCCAUUGAACAGCCCAUGGCCCCCAGGCCGACUGCCUUGAGCCCAGAGUAUCUCUCCUGGACCACCACAUCCCCAUACAGCACCGUGCCAUCCUACAGCUCAAGCGGCACCGCAACACCUGCCCAGGGGGUGAACAUGGCAAACAGUAUCGCCAGCUUACGCCUCAAAGCCAAAGAGUUCAGCAUGCAUCAGAACCAGGUGCCGACUGUGAACUGACUGCCCAUCCCCAGAACCGGGACAAAAUACCAAUGUGCCUGCCCUCAGCGGGAGAGCAUCUUCCCCAUCACAAGAGGCCAGAUUGCCGCUCCUGUCCCAGUCUAAACCCAAACCCUAGUGACUCUCAACCAAUGCCGAGUGCAUCACCAGCAUCCCCUUCUCCUGGUCCCUUUUGAAAGCAGAGCAAGUCACAAUCCCCUUUGGAAAGUGGUGUGUAAUUGUAGCCACAGACGGAGUGAACUUGGUAAGAAAGUUGCUUUCCCCACACACUCUAUAAUAAAAUAUACAUAUAUAUAUAUAUAUAUAUAUACACACACACACACGUCAAGGAUAAACAGACUUGCCAAGUUAACAUGAAUAUGAUUCCGAACAGGGAAGAAUCUUGGACUACAGGAUUUGACCAAUUUGAAUAUCUCAGCUGGACAGCCAAAGAGCAACUGAGUAUCCUCCUAGGCUGGGGACCCUGGUCUUCGUUGGGAGGAUCACUACAUUGUAUUAUGUCCAUUAUAUCGUCCCUUUUUCUUUGGUUGUCACUCAAACUUGACUGGUCAGCCGUUGCGUUUGUAGCCGACUCACAUUAUAUGACAGCAUUUCCAAGGCUGACAAAUUUGCUCAUAUAUUUUUAUGUCACCAGACUGCAAUGCUUGAGAGAGAAAGACUUUUGCAAGCGGGACUGCCCACCCCUGCUGUAUAUAUUCAUUACCCUAACCCUGCAUUGUGCUUUGUACAUUUAGAAGUAGCCAGCUGCCCAUGCCAAUGUAAGAUAUAUGCUACCAACUUUUUUUUUUUUUAACCAUUAGUCAAAGGCGAAGAUGAUGGUUUGAGUGCCCAGGAGAACUCACUCCAGCUAGCUGAUGGGACUUUGCAGCUGUCCAAAAGUUAAUGUUUGCUCUGCACUUUGUGGUUAAGUCAAUGAAUUCACAAGCAAGUCUGAAGGGGCUUGGGUCAUUGAACUGUCCUGGGGGAAAAGAAAGUCUGUGGACUUUAGCUGAGUGCAUCGUUGUCCAAGCUCUAUGCAAAUGGCCAGGCAGGCUGCCUCCUUCGGAAACACUGCCUCUCUUACGGAACUGCGUCCCCUGGAUGUGGUUGAUGGCCUGGGCUUGUAAAUUAGAUGCCUUCCGCAGCAAGUGGCUGGCUUUCCCCAUCACCCCACCUCUUAGCAAUCUCUUCCCUGAUGAACAGCUGAAAAUCAAAAGCAGGGCUUUCAGUUACAAUGCAAGAUGUGAACAAGCAGAACCUCAGCUGGAGGCCUCAGGGGUCUUGUUCAGCCAGGGCCUUCUCUGAGCUUUUUAUGGUGGGGCUUUAAUGAAUGGGACUAGAGUAGGGGGCUGGACAGACAGCUCCCCUUAAUGUAAGCACAAGUACAGGUAUAGCAUGGGCAGUACAGGUUUCCCUUGGUACUGCUACACCACUGAGCCUCAACCCUGCUCUCCUGGGGCUCCCAGCCAAGGAGGAGAAGGGAGCUCAGUUUCCAGGCUCCAUUCAACCCUGGCUCUCUGCAGAGCCUGUGAACAAUAGGAGCGAAUAGUGGCGGGCGUGGUGCUGGUUUUAUGAUGUGGACAAAGUAUCCACUGCAAACUGGGCUGAAACUGUGCCUUAGAAGUAAAAGGGAUCCUCUCCCGGUCCCAAUCCCCCAGCCCAUUCAGUCCCCCUCUCUUUAAGGCCUUUGUCACCUUCCCUCGCAGUAGUCACAGAUGCUGACCAGGCUCCAGGACAAAGGCACCUGUGGAGUUUCUGAGGGGAUGGCCUAUGUCGUCCAUAAAGAUAACCUACUUCCUCCCGCACUGACUGCUUCCCUUGGGAGCAGCCUUUUCUGGAAUGGGUCUUUGGCUGCAGCCUGAUAUGGUAGCUGGCAGCAGGACUCAUGCACGGGACCAUCUGCUUCAAAAGACACAAGUCUCUAGAGCCUGAGCUAAGGGCAAGUCCCCCCGAGCUAGGCAGCAGCAGGGUUUGUAUCGGCUGUAGCCAUGAUAGGAGCAGAUCCUACUUUCCACCCAGUAGAGCGAAGCAAUGCUCUAGCCACUGGGGGACCCUUAGCUGCGGCUAUCAAGGUCCGGGAAGACCCAGGCCUCUGGGCGGCACCAGCAGGGCCACACCUGGCCUGGGGAGUCCAGUGUGGAGGAUCCUGCCCGACGUACCUUCCCAGCUGCUUCCCGACAGAUGAAAGAUGUUUCCAAAAUCAAGGUGGUGACACUUUGUGUGUGUUUAGCUUAACCGGAUAGGGAGUGCAAACUUCUUAAAGAAACCAGCACAGCCAAUCCCAAGAUCAUGGUCAGGCAAUAGCACCCACCCCCUUGGAACAGUGCCCGGGCCCGAGAUGUUCACAGCCCUGCUUGCUAUGGAUGUGAAUCACAGCACCAGGGGACAGCUCUGAAGCUGUUGCCCUGGCCGCUCCAGCCCCCACCCCCACGCUGGUGAUUCUGUACUUAAAUCCCAACACUCAAUUCAUGUGCUGUGGUACCGGAGCCCCUCACAAUCUCGACUCCAUUUACCCUUCCGACACCCCUGGGAGCUAGGGAAGUGCUAUCCUCUCCAUUGAAAUGAUGGGAGCAGAGAUACGGGAGGGGGAUGGCUUCGGGGGUACCAGUGUAGUUAAAGCAGGAGCUUUUUUGUCUGUAGACAAGCCGGUCACGCAGGAAGUCUGCGGCGCAGCAGUGAAGUGAAUCUUGGUCCCCUAAGUCUUCAGGCUGGCACCCCAACCCCUGAACCACCCUCUUUUAAAAAGCAAUUCCAGAUUUUCCAAACUGGGCCCUGAACGCUUUGAAAGUAUGGCCCCCGCUGUGGGUGAUGGGCAUAGACAAUCUGGUCCUGAUCUCCUAGGAAAAAAUCUGUCUCCAUGAGACCAAAUAUACUUGUCAGAUCAGGUACCCCACCGAUUACCCCCCCCCACACACACACACACAUUGCUGUGACUGUAGGGGGCCCUAUCUUAAGGGAAGCCUCUUGGCCAGCAAGCACCUGCCAGCAUCCUGUUUAACGAAGCAUCUUGAAGGUCAUCUAAUGAGUGCACAGUUUCAAACACUCGGCGAGAGAUCAUUUCAAGCACAUAGAGAACGGUUGUGACACUUCAUGCAAAGGGUUGAGGCUCAUUAGCAGGAGCCAAGAGUGCAGAAAACCUUUCCCCGGGAAGGAGCGUGAGCGCAGGCAGAAGGGCCCGAGGCAGGAAAGAGAGACCAUGGGCUUGAGCGAAGCUCUGGCUGCACCGAUUUCAGUUUAACACCGGGUGGCACUAGCACUGCACCAAACGGCCCGGGAUAACCACGCAGGGCAGAAAUGUUCUAUUCCCCCUAGCGAGAAAAGCCACCAAACAGCGAAUUCCACAUUUCCAGCCCCAGUGUUUGUUUGGUGCAAAAUAAAGAUCUCCAAGCAGCGCGGGAUGGAGGUAGCCUUUGAAAGCCAAGACAUGCAGCCAUGGGUUCACUGAAGAUAGAACUCCCACCAUGAGAAACUUUGCUUGGGGGUGGGAAGAGGGAAAAUCUUGGAGCUUUUAUUCCCAUGGAAAACGUGGGGCUCUUUCCUGUUGUAUAAGACGAAACCGCAGAGAUACAAAUGUCACUCCCUUUUUGAGAGCAUUCAUGAAAAUAAACUGGUUUAAUAGUUUGCAGAUGCUGUUUCUCUAAAGGUUAAAAAAAAGGAAUAAAUAUUUCUUUGCACAAUCUCGAUUAGAAAACAUUUGCUCUUAAUUUUACAGCUAUCUUGGCAGCCUCCUCCAAAUUUGUCAGCUGACAUUAAAGCAUUACUGAGACAAGAUACAAAUUGCCCCAGUGGAGUGAUAUCAAGAACUAGGGAUUGUCCUAAUCUAAGCUUGCUCUCUUCCUUUUAAUUUGUACAUUUCAA